AUAUUUUCUCAGCAACCAAACAUGGGUACGAGCAAGGAGGAAGAAGGAAAAAAAGGAAAUAUCAAUUACGUCGCAAAAUACGGAGUAAUAGACGAAUGGCCGGAUCAAAGGAAUUGCACGCUCUGCAGUACUCUAGCUAUUGCAGAGGAUGUUGAUCUAUUAAUGUCAAACCACGUGGCAAAAUGUUAGUGGCUGAUGACCCAAGUAAACCUUAGCCCCUCCCCAUUCGAUCUGCCGCUAUCUCUCAAUCCCAUCUAGCCCUCACUCGACUCGCAUCGACACCACUUCGUCGCCGUCUCCACCACUGUCCCUUGUCUUGCAUAGGAAACUCUUUCUGGGUGGUGGAUGGUCUUGAUGGAGACGCUAUCAGAAGAAAAUUCUCAGAACUUAACAACUGCUGCUAAUGAAGCUGUUCAUGAACAAGAUAAUACGGUCCCUGCUGCUAUAAAUCAUGGAGGCACGGAACCGGGACCAGAAGCAGAACCUGAGAUUGCUCAAGAAGAAGUGAAAGGCAUACUUGAAGUUAUUGCAUCCACCGGGAAAUUCUGGCAUGCUUGGUACAAAUUGAAGAGCAUGCUAUCCUUUCAGCUGAAGCAGGUCUUGUUGGAGUAUCCUGAGUCGAAAAUGACAAGCGAGCAGCAAAAUGCUUCUUUAGGAGAAACCUACCCUGAGCUUGUAAAAAGGUUGGAUGAAGCUCUUGUUAGCUUUGUUGAAGGUCCACCGUUUACCCUGCAGAGGCUCUGUGAGGUGGUUUACUUCAUUCCAUUAGUACAUAAUCCUGUUGGAAGCUCGAAGUGUUUAUCCAAAUAUCUCAAAGCUUGCUUUAGCACUAGAAAAGAAUUUAUUGGUGACAACUAUGUUGACCAUCUCUACCGAUCCGUAUCCACAAGCAACGAUGCAAAAGACAGAUGAACCAGAGAAGGCAAGGGAAGAACCCGAGGCUCAACCCAAUUCAGCACAAAAUGGGGUUGAACCUGUGGCAGGAGAUAGGGAUGAAGUAAUGACAGAUGUAGAAGAGGCUGAUAUAGAUGAUGAAAUGACCAUCGACAUGGAAGCCUUUGAAGAAAUAGUUGGAUCUGCAGAAACGAAAGCCGAACCUACUGCUAAUUCUUAGUUUUUAGGGAUUAGUUUUCUGUUAAUUGAAUGGCUCAGUUCUUACUGAUGAUCUGUUCAUGGCUCCACAUAUACAUGUUUUCUCAUUGUCAGUUGCACCUGAUGUCCGGAAUUCCAGAUGAAUGGUGUGACUGGCCCAGUGUAUUCUGGUUCUGGGUUUACAAAACCAUCAAGUUAGUGUUAUAGAAAGAGUAUACCUUUCCCGAUUUA
This is a messenger RNA of Juglans regia (Persian walnut), 1323 nucleotides long. RefSeq names its product serine/threonine-protein phosphatase 4 regulatory subunit 2-like. Bases 346 to 912 code for a protein of 188 amino acids. Gene Ontology annotation, molecular function: protein phosphatase regulator activity. Lineage: Eukaryota; Viridiplantae; Streptophyta; Magnoliopsida; Fagales; Juglandaceae. The transcript is spliced from 8 exons. Gene Ontology annotation, cellular component: nucleus; protein phosphatase 4 complex; cytoplasm. Gene Ontology annotation, biological process: protein dephosphorylation. The record is from RefSeq and is a predicted model, not a curated record.